This is a messenger RNA of Priceomyces carsonii, 2601 nucleotides long. RefSeq lists its product as uncharacterized. Gene Ontology annotation, molecular function: calcium-activated cation channel activity. The transcript has a single exon. Lineage: Eukaryota; Fungi; Ascomycota; Pichiomycetes; Serinales; Debaryomycetaceae. The record is from RefSeq and is a predicted model, not a curated record. Bases 1 to 2601 code for a protein of 866 amino acids. Gene Ontology annotation, cellular component: plasma membrane.
AUGUUGUUAGAUUCAAGUGGAUUUGGGAGUCUCAAUAUCACCGAAUCUAUUCAAAAUAAUGAUACUUAUAGACCGUCUACUCGAAUUGCAAGAUAUCAAGUCAUCAUUGCAUUAGCACUUGGGCUUUUCGCUUUCUUCACAUUUACAAUACUUAAAGUCAGGUACCCAAAAAUAUAUGUUGCAAACCUAAAUUCCUUAAAUCUGGAUCCAACACCUUUGUUAUCCAGGCGCAACUUACCGAAACUCCCUCCUACGUCGUUGUUUGGCUGGAUCCCAAUAUUAUUCAGAAUAACCGAAGAUGAAAUCUUGCAACAUGCUGGUCUAGAUGCUGUAGUUUUCUUGGGGUUCUUUAACAUGUGCAUUAAGUUAUUGGGAACUUGUAUGGUUUUUGCAGUUGCCAUAAUUUCACCCAUACGAUAUAAAUAUACUGGAAGGGUUGAUCAAGAUUACCCUUCAGUAAAUGAAACGGUUUGGAAUGAAGACGGUGACGUAACAUUACUCAAAAAUAAACACACCAGUAACCAAUUUUUAUGGUUGUACAUUAUAUUCACCCAUAUUUUUACCUUCAUAACGGUAUACUUUUUGUUUAAGCAGACUAGCAAGAUCAUUAAAAUAAGACAGGAUUAUUUGGGCAAACAGAACUCAAUCACGGAUCGUACAAUUAAGAUAUCAGGUAUUCCUCCAUUUUUAAGAGAUGAAGUAGAUUUGAAGAGACAAAUUGAAAGUUUAGAUAUUGGCGAAAUUGAGUCAGUAGUUAUUGUGAAAGAAUGGAACAAUUUGAAUCAUUUAUUCAAGUUAAGAAGAAAAUUAUUAAGGGCAAUUGAGGUAUCUUGGGUUGAGUGUUUCAAAAUAAAUGGUGUCAAGAAGACUGAUUUGCUUUUUUCAAACUUGAGCUCAACCUUGGGCGACUCGAUCAAUAUGAAUCGAACUCCUCGAUAUUCAGAUAACCCAAGGGGUGCACAUCAACAGCAAAAUCCUGGACUUUCAGAUGAAGAAAGUGGUCACCGAUCUUCACCCGUUCCAAAUUCUGAUAUUUUCCAAAAUGAUGAGUCGGCAAGUAGUAGUAGUAGUAGUAGUAGUAGUGGUGGUAAUGGAAAUUCUGAACUUGUCGAAGAGUCUGUCGGCGAGUUGCCCUUAUUGGACGAUCAGUUAAAUAGCAGACCGAAGAUCAGAGAUGGUUUCUUAGGAAUAUUAGGGAAAAAGGUAGAUGCAAUAAACUAUUGGAAUGAGCAACUUGAAAUUAUCAACAAAGAAAUUACAAAGGCAAGAACUAGAGAAUACCCACCAACUUCAAGUGCUUUUGUUACGAUGAAAUCUGUUGCACAAGCACAAAUGGUUGCGCAAGCAGUGUUAGAUCCUAAAGUGAAUCAUUUAAUUACGAACUUGGCCCCGGCACCUCAUGACGUAAUAUGGGAUAACCUAUGCUUGACUAGGAGAGAAAGAAACAUAAGAAUAUUUUUUGUUACAUUAGCGAUUGGUAUUAUAAGUGUUCUAUUAGUAUAUCCAGUGAGAUAUUUAGCCAACUUCUUGAAUGUCAAGUCGAUUUCUAAAGUUUGGCCUUCGUUGGGCGAUUUUUUAAAAAGGAAUAAAUGGGCGCAAGCAUUGGUUACUGGGUUGGUUCCAUAUAUUUUCACGAUUUUCAAUAAUGUUAUGCCACAUUUGUAUAUUUGGAUCUCCAAAAAGCAAGGUUAUACUUCUCAUAGUGACGAAGAAUUAUCAUCUGUUUCUAAGAAUUUUUUCUACAUCUUUGUUAAUUUAUUUUUGAUUUUUACUGUCUUUGGUACUGUCUCGCUAAGUGAUACUACAAAGAUCGCAUCUCAGUUGGCAAAAUCAUUGCGAGAUCUCUCGCUAUUUUACGUUGAUUUCAUCAUUUUACAAGGCUUGGGAAUAUUUCCCUAUAAAUUGCUAUUGCUUGGAAACUUAUUCAAGUUUCUGCUUGGCUCUUUAUUCUGGUGUAAGACGCCGAGAGAUUACCUUAGAUUAUACAAACCGCCAGUGUUCAACUUUGGCUUACAGUUACCGCAACCCAUAUUAAUAUUAAUCAUAACUAUGGUAUAUUCGCUCAUGUCAACAAGGAUAUUGACUGCUGGCUUAAUUUAUUUUAUGAUUGGUUAUUUUGUUUAUAAGUACCAGCUACUUUAUGCUUGUGUCCAUCCUCCUCAUUCAACGGGUAGGGUAUGGCCUCUAGUUUUCAGAAGAGUCAUACUAGGGCUUCUAUUAUUCCAGUUAACAAUGGUCGGCACAUUAGCGUUACAGAAAGAUUAUAUUUAUGCAAGCUCCUUAGUCCCUUUGCUGUUACUCAGCGUCGGGUGUUUAUGGAAUUUCGAGAAAAACUAUAUUCCUCUAUCAAUUUUCAUUGCGUUAAGGUCAAUCGAAAAGAAUAACCGGUUGCCUGAAAACGAUGAGGAAACUAUUAUACAAACAGAGGAGCAAAGUCUCACUUUAGAUGAAAGAAGGGAAUCCAAUCAAACUUACGAGUAUCCUCAUUUACUUGAUAGCUUGGACGGAGCAUUAAUCGCAGUGGAUCAAAAUGAUGCUUUGGUCGUCAAUAGCGAUGGAUUGGCAAUUAGAAAAACAAAGACUAUCGAUGUAUGGGACUAA